Messenger RNA from Phyllostomus discolor (pale spear-nosed bat), 1482 nucleotides. RefSeq names its product olfactory receptor-like protein DTMT. Gene Ontology annotation, biological process: G protein-coupled receptor signaling pathway. Gene Ontology annotation, molecular function: G protein-coupled receptor activity; olfactory receptor activity. Gene Ontology annotation, cellular component: membrane. The transcript has 2 exons. The record is from RefSeq and is a predicted model, not a curated record. NCBI's taxonomy places the organism in Eukaryota, Metazoa, Chordata, Mammalia, Chiroptera, Phyllostomidae. Bases 114 to 1058 code for a protein of 314 amino acids.
AAGUUGGGCCGAGGAUGAAUGAGCUGGUCUGUUAGGGUCCUUCCUACUGGAGCAUCUUAAUUCCCAGGCUGUGUGAUGUUUGGCAGGGGAGCUUUCAGAUACUGGAGACAGCUAUGGCAGGAAGGAAUCAAACCAUCCUCACAGAGUUCCUUCUCCUCGGACUGCCCAUCGAGCCAGAGCAGAGAAACCUGUUCUAUGCCCUGUUCCUGGCCAUGUAUCUUACCACCACCCUGGGGAACCUCCUCAUCAUUGUGCUUAUUCACCUGGACUCUCACCUCCACACACCCAUGUAUUUCUUUCUCAGUAACUUGUCUUUCUCUGACCUCUGCUUUUCCUCUGUCACAAUGCCCAAGUUGCUGCAGAACAUGCAGAGGCAAGUUCCAUCCAUCCCCUAUGCAGGCUGUUUGGCACAAAUGUACUUCUACCUGUUUUUUGCAGACCUGGAGAGCUUCAUUCUUGUGGCCAUGGCCUAUGACCGCUAUGUGGCCAUCUGCUCCCCCUUGCACUAUGCCACCAUCAUGAGUCCCAAGCUCUGUGUUUCCCUGGUGGUGCUGUCCUGGGUGGUGACCACAUUGCAUGCCCUGUUACACACUCUUCUCAUGGAUAGACUGCAUUUUUGUGCUGACAACAAGAUCUUCCACUUUUUCUGUGACAUCUCUGCUCUGCUGAAGCUGUCUUGCACUGAUACUCGAGUUAAUGAAUUGGUGAUCUUUUUUGUUGGAGGGCUCAUUGUUGUCAUCCCAUUCCUACUCAUCAUCAUGUCCUAUGCACGAAUUGUGUCCUCCAUCCUCAAGGUCCCUUCUGCUCAAGGCAUCUGCAAGGCCUUCUCCACCUGUGGAUCCCACCUGUCUGUGGUGUCACUGUUCUAUGGAACAAUUAUUGGUCUCUAUUUCUGCCCAUCAGGAGAUAACUCUAUUGUUAAGGAAAUGGUAAUGGCUAUGAUGUACACUGUGGUGACCCCCAUGCUGAACCCCUUCAUCUAUAGCCUGAGGAACAGAGACAUGAAGGGAGCUCUGGGAAGAGUCUUUUGUAAAAAGAUAUUUUCUUGUUGUAUAUGACUAUACGUAAUUUUAUUCAGUAGAUGUACAUAUAUUGAAUUCUCAUUUGAGAUAUUUUUCCUCACCAUGUUAAUGUUAGUUAAAAUGAUGUGCUACACAUUUGUUCAAUAUGUUAAACAGAUGACUCAGAACUUCACAGGUGAACUAGGUAGGGAGGUCUUUGUGACACCUGAUUAGGCCUUCCCCUUUAUCUUCCCCAGGGGACUUGGCAAAGCAUGGUUUAAGCAUCACUUGCCGUCAGAGAAAUGCACAUUAAAACCUCCACGAGAUAUCACUUCACAUGGGGCAGAAUGGCCAUAAUAAACAAAUCAACAAACAAUAAAUUUUGGAGAGCUUGCAGAGCAAAGGGAACCCUGGAACACUGUUGGUGGGAAUGCAGACUGGUGCAGCCACUGUGGAAAACAGUAUGGAAUUUCCUCAGAAA